CCUUUGUUGACAAGCUGAUGCUGCCGUAUGGAGCCCAUUGUUAGCACAGGGCUCAUAAACCUCACUCUCCCCUCGGGGAGGUAUAAGAACAGCACCCCGACGUACCUGUUAGAUGUUAUUUGGAGCAACUUCACGUUCAGCGAUGAAUUCGUGCCAGGAGGCUCAGUCCGACUUGGAGGUCAUUUUAGAAUUCCUAGAGGAGUACCAUAGACAAAACGCUGAAAACAACGGUGUGCAGGAGAAUACAACCAGUGAGGUCAACGAUGAUUGGGAGCACUGCUGGAGGCCUUGUGAGCCACUUCACACCCCAUGUGGCCCUCCGGCAGCGCCGUGUGAGCCCUCGUCUGCCUCUGUCACAAUGAGACAAUUGAGCACACAACAAGCCACGGUGGUGGGCAGCGGUAGAAAGAUGCGUCUGUUUCACUUCCUCUUCGAGAUGCUAGAAGACCCUACCAUGGCCCACUGCGUGUCCUGGGUGCCGUCGUCGUCAGGCGUCUUCCGCUUCUCCGCCCGCAACAAAGACCAGCUGGCGGCUCUGUGGGGCCAGAGGAAGGGCAACAAGCGGCCCAUGACGUACCAGAAGAUGUCGCGCGCCCUGAGGAACUACGCCCGCUCGGGCGAGAUCGUCAAAGUAAAGAAAAAGCUCACGUACCAGUUUGGCGAGAGAACCCUGAUGCUGCUGCACAAGCAUCAUAGAGGAGAUCUGUAAUGCAAACCACUUCUGACUGAAUU
This is a messenger RNA of Corythoichthys intestinalis (scribbled pipefish), 732 nucleotides long. RefSeq names its product Spi-2 proto-oncogene (gene spi2). The transcript is spliced from 5 exons. The record is from RefSeq and is a predicted model, not a curated record. Gene Ontology annotation, molecular function: sequence-specific DNA binding; DNA-binding transcription factor activity, RNA polymerase II-specific. Bases 113 to 709 code for a protein of 198 amino acids. Gene Ontology annotation, biological process: cell differentiation; regulation of transcription by RNA polymerase II. Gene Ontology annotation, cellular component: nucleus. NCBI's taxonomy places the organism in Eukaryota, Metazoa, Chordata, Actinopteri, Syngnathiformes, Syngnathidae.